This is a messenger RNA of Patella vulgata (common limpet), 2345 nucleotides long. Its product is annotated as proline-rich protein 36. The transcript has 4 exons. Lineage: Eukaryota; Metazoa; Mollusca; Gastropoda; Patellidae. The record is from RefSeq and is a predicted model, not a curated record. The coding region runs from base 214 to 1851 and encodes 545 amino acids.
CGAUUCGAGUACUUUAAGUCUGCUAUAUACAAGAGAAUUUGUCGACUAGACUUUGUGGAUAUUUGUCAUCAACAAAAACAUUAAAGACCCGAAACAUGUAGUUUUCCAGGUUUAAAAUUCCGGGCGUUUUUCCAUUAAAUAAUAUAUAAAAAGAAGUUCAUAAACAGUCAAUCAGUUGAAGGAUAUUAUAUAUAACAACUACAACAAUAAAAGAUGAAGUUCAAUCUGUUGUUGGCUAGCCUGGCAUUAAUCAUAUCAUUAAGUAAGAGUCAGACUGAUCAUAACACCCCACCUUCAAUCGACGAACAGUCUGCAAUACAAAAUUUAUUUAACCCUACCACAUCUCCCCAAGCACAACAAUCACCAAUCGUUGAAUUAACUACAAAUACAGAUAAACCACAGACAGUAAAUCCACCCCAGGCACCUCUAGCAACAAGUCCACCACAGGCACAAAAUCUGCCACAGGCAACUAGUCCACCACAGGCACAAAGUUCACCACUAGCAACAAGUCCACCACAGGCACAAAAUCCACCACUAGCAACAAGCCCGCCACAGGCACAAAAUCUGCCACAGGCAACUAGUCCACCACAGGCACAAAGUUCACCACUAGAAACAAGUCCACCACAGGCACAAAAUCUGCCACAGGCAACCAGUCCACCACAGGCACAAAAUUUGCCACAGGCAACUAGUACACUACAGGCGCAAAAUUCACCUCUAGCAACAAGUCCACCACAGACACAAAAUCAGCAACAGGCAACAAGUCCACCACAGGCACAAAGUUCACCACUAGCAACAAGUCCACCACAGGCACAAAAUCCGCCACAGGCAACAAGUCCACCACAUGCUCAAAAUUCACCACUAGCAACAAGUCCACCACAGGCUGAAAAUUCACCACUAGCAACAAGUCCACCACCGGCACAAAGUUCACCUCUAGAAACACGCCCACCGCAGACACAAAAUCCGCCACAGGCAACAAGUCCACCGCAGACACAAAAUCUGCCACAGGCAACAAACCCACCAACAGAUCAGCCAGUUGUUACUAAUCCACCCCAAGAACAGCCAAAUAUAACAAAUCAAGAAACAACAAAUAUCCCCAAACCAACAAAUCCACCACAAAGUCCACCGGCUGCAACAAAUCCGAAAGAAACACCCGAAGAACCACCAAUUCCACCACAGGCCACUAAUCCACCGCAAGCCACAAAUCCAUCACAAGCAAUAAACCAAACACAGGCUGUUAAUCCACCACAAGUAUCAAAUCAGUCAGCAACAGCUCAAUCACAAGCUGUAAAUUCACCAGCAGCUAAUCCACAAGAAAUACAUCAACCAGAAGUCACUCAGCAACCAACCAAUUCACCGCAAGAAAUAAAUUACCCAGAGCAAGAAUACAAUAAAUUACCCAAACCGCAAGCAGCAUCUAACCCACCAAAAGAAUCUACUAAUCCACCCUGGGAAGCAACAUAUCCACCACAAGAAGGCCUAAGCUCGGACACAGAUGAUGAUGGAUUUCUUGACGAUUCUGCUUCAAGUGAAAACAUCGAUGGCUUAAUAGAUGAAGUUUUAGAAGACUUUUUUGGUGGGGAGAAUGCCACUAUCGUUCCAGAACCAUCUGAUGAAUCAAGCCAAUCCAGUAACUCAACCAUCAGCCAAUCGGCGAAUUCCACCCUUAGCCAAUCAUCGUCUAUUUUUGGUAAAGAUGGCAGCAUGUUUUCAGUAGUGCUAAUCUCCUGUUUAAGUUUUGGUAUUAUAUUCUUUAUUGCUGUUGUGGCCUUAGUUGGAAGACGUGUUUAUGACGGAUGGCAGAAGAGACACUAUUCUAGAAUAGACUAUUUGGUAAACGGAAUGUAUAAUUAAAACAGUAAGCUUAUAUUUGAUGUAAAUCGUUGUGUAUAUUGUAUUAUUGUGUGCCUUAUUACUUAAUAACAUGGUUUCGGAAUACUUAUUUUAUUAUUAUGUGAAUAUUGUGUGCUAAUUUGUGUGUGAAUAGACAAAAGUCGUAUAUUUCUAAACGUAGAAAGCCUCGAACAAAUAUGAACCGGUAUUGGUGUUCUACCAUUCCAUUGUGGAACUAAACAAGUACGAUCGUUAUUUUGACCAGGAACUGACCAUGUUGUUGGAUGAAAUUCACAACUCUAAUUCCCCAAAUCGAUGCAGACUUGUUCAAAGAAGAAACAUUCCGUUUGGACUUGAAUAAUAGACGGAGCCUUAGGCUUUUUUGAAGAGCUUCAUCCCAAGCAGAAGAACAACAACAAGUAGCGGUUAGCGACCAGUCUCUGUUCCAAAAAACUCUACCUAAUUAUCUACGACAUGUAUGAAUUAUUAAAAGAUAAUAAAAUUAUUAGAAUAGA